UAAAAAAAAAAAAUUCAGUAUUUGUCGGAAAAUUCGUCGAACGUUUUUUUGACAAAGCUGCUCCGUUCGUCGCGCAGAAUGGUAUUUGUUGGCGAACGCUGUUAUAAGCUUCAUCGAAUUAUGCUUAUAGCUUUGGGAUUAUGGCCGUAUCAGAAACCAUUUAUCUGGCGAAUGCAAGCAGUUUUCUUCUUCAGUGCACAUUGCUGCAAUUUUUUUUUUCAGUUUACAGCGUUUCUAACGACAGCGUGUAACAACACGGAUUGUAUUCUAAAAAGAUUUUCUUAUAUCUGCUUAUCUUGUGUUUAUGUUUUAAGUUACUAUUCUUUCUAUUUCAAUUCUGAAUCUAUAAAGCAAAUGUUGGAACAUAUACAGUUGGAUUGGAAAAUGUUUAAAAACAGUGACACAAUUAAAACAUUUGAAGAAUAUCUCUUCGUAUCUUAUGUUUUCACAUCAUGUGUGUAUAUAAUUGUUUUUAUAGGUACAUUUGUAUUUACGGCUAUUGAAUGUAGAGCCGUCAUUCUUGAUGUUAUCAUACCGAUGAAUAACUCCCGGCCACGUAAACUUGAAGUUGAUUUGGAAAUGUUUGUCGAUAAAAAGCAAUAUUUCUUUUUGUAUAUUAUACAAGAGGUGCUAACAUGGGUGAUUGGCGUAUGCUCGAUAGUUACAACUGGGACGGUCUUAACUACAGUAGCGGAACACUGUUGUGCAGCAUAUAAAAUUGCAGGUUGUUUAAUACAAAAUACGGUGACCAUCCAUACGCUGGCAAUUCCUGUUGACCAACAGAUACCAUUUAUGCAUCGGAGUAUUUGUCUUUCAGUUCACAUUCAUAGAAGAACGAUGGAGUUCUUCAAACGCAUAGUACAUUCGUUUGAUUUAUGGUAUUUGCCGUUAUAUUUAAUUGCUGUACUCUCUUUAAGUUGUUUUUUCUUUCGCUUAUACAAUGCUAUAACAGAGGCCAAUGAUUGGUAUGAUAUUUUUGUGUGCUGUGUGAUUUUGUAUGCUUAUUUACUAUAUAUGUUUGUGGGAAAUUUUCUUGCACAAUCUUAUACUGAACACAGUAUAGAACUAUUAGAAUGUAUGUAUAAUAGUCUUUGGUAUGUAGCGCCAUUACCGAUCCAAACCUUGUUCUUAAUUAUGCAAAAAACUAUAAACAGUCAUAAGAUAGUGAUAGGUGGUCUUUUUACUUCGUCCAUAGAAGGAUUUUCUACGCUUAUAACUACGGCUGUAUCAUAUUUUACCGUUAUACAAACUAUGGAUUUGUGAUCAUGAAAUAAUGACGAAAUAGCGAAGUAGAUUUAAUUAUUACAAAUAAUUGUUCGUACAUACAAAGAUAAGUGACAAAUAUUUUCUGAGU
Molecule: messenger RNA, 1354 nt
Organism: Ooceraea biroi (clonal raider ant)
Lineage: Eukaryota; Metazoa; Arthropoda; Insecta; Hymenoptera; Formicidae
Biological process (GO): detection of chemical stimulus involved in sensory perception of smell; sensory perception of smell
Cellular component (GO): plasma membrane
Molecular function (GO): odorant binding; olfactory receptor activity
Source: RefSeq, a predicted model, not a curated record